AUGGAAUUGGAGGUGGAUGUGGAGGAAUGCCUUUACUGGCAGCCUUUCAAGACCGGGUGCAGCCUGAAGGCGUCUCCACCUCCAUACCGCCAAGACCAGACUUUUCCAUUGCAAUUGCAAGGGAACGGAGGGAGAUGGAAAAAUUUCUUUGAUGCCGACUUUGGCUGGAAUCGAUCCUUCUCCGAGCCGGAUCUUACAGCCAACCAGAAGCAGGGUGAUCUCAGUCGGUUUGCCAUCAAGCAUCCGCACGAGUACAUAGCCGUCGAUGACCUCAAGUACUUCCGCCGCCGCCAACCUGUCCACCUUCAUACCCAGAGCAACGUGUGCCUUUACAGCGGCGAUGAGCCAGUGCCCAGCUUCGGCUCCCUGAAGUCUGAGUACCGUAAGCACUUCCGUGGCCACGGCAACCAAUCCCGUCCCAGAUCCUUGCUGCGGCGCGCCACAUCGCUGCGAUUGGAGGGAUUCAUGCAGCUACUGUCGGAGCACCAGGAGAAAUACCACUGGUACACGCCCGAGGACCUGCGAUUCUCCCGCACAUUUCCCGUUCGUAAUCCGGAGAACCUGCAGUUAGGAGAGGGAAGCAGUGCCACCGAUGGCAUGAAGAAUUCCUCGUACCUCAUGCUGGAUCCCAGCACCAAGAUACUGCCACGCGAGGUGUUCCUCGAUGAGUCGGAGUUGGCGGCUAGGAAUCAACCCAAUAGCAAGGUGGCCGCAGAUAAGUUCAGACGGGAUGUGGCUGCCCAGGAGCAGCAACGCUGCCACCUGCAGAUGAGGGCUCAGGCUGUGGACCGGGAGCAAGAGGGCCAAGUUCCGGAACCCUCCGAAUACCGCCGUCAAUUUGUGCAGCAGUUUCCCGAAAAGGCACACUCCAUCCCCCAGAUGAGCAGCAUUAAGAUCCAGGGUGAAUUUGUAGCCGUACCGGAGUACAGAGACAGUUUCCGGAUGUAUGCCAACUACUCAAAGAGCGCCCCCAUCAAGAAGGAUGACAACCUGCGCGUAUCCGGCUCGGAGGCAACCUGUGCUCCUAAUGCCGAGGUGCCGGAGUACCGCGACAAAUUCAUCGACCCACCAAAGCAUGUGGCCAAAGAGAAGUCCCUUAAGACGGACGAUCACCUGCGUCCGCGCGGGGAGUUUACCAAAGAGAUUCCCGAAUACCACGAGAGCUUCCGAGACCCCCACAUCACCGAAAUGCCGGAGCGAGGAAAACCCCGGGAGCCUUUCCUCCGCCUUCGCGGAAAGAUUGAGUUUAAUCCGGAGUACAGGAAUAACUAUCAGGAUUUUCCGCGUUCCCGACCUGUGGUCCAAAAGCCCACAUCAUGCUUCCGGCUGCCCACCUCGGGUGUCAACCACGACCCCUCUGUCCAUCAUCAGCCGGAUGAGGUUCUGGAAACUCCUGCCCUGGUAACAGUUCCUCCAUCAGAGGUAACAGCCACACCGGAAUAUCGCCGGGCUCAGUACAACUAUCAAUUGAGGGAGCGUCCCAGGGAUCUGGAAGGAGUGCCAACUGGGGUCCCAGGAAAUAUACGCAAGAGCUCCGAUUCCUCAUUGGAGGCCAGACAGCCGCAAAUGCAGAUUCCUCACAAACGGAGGACCUCUCGUCAGCGGCAGGCCAAAGAGCCAGAGCAGCCAAUGGCCACCAGGUUCGACGAUGUGGGUGGCAAUGCGGCCAAAAAGCCAGCCAGAUACGGCCGGCGAGCAUCUGUCCUCCAGAACGCAGCCAGCUGUCGCGAGAACUCAUCGAUCAUCGAGGGAAAUCCCAAAUACGCCGUGGGAUGUCGUCGGGCCAAACAGCCAGCCGGAAAUCAGACGCAACCCGGAGCAUUCGUGGUGCUCGAUGAGCCCUGCAAGCCUUCCAACUGGAUGAAGAAGACUUGGUACGACUCCUAGAUCC
Molecule: messenger RNA, 1891 nt
Organism: Drosophila eugracilis
Lineage: Eukaryota; Metazoa; Arthropoda; Insecta; Diptera; Drosophilidae
Source: RefSeq, a predicted model, not a curated record